Sturnus vulgaris (Common starling) is the source of this 468-nucleotide messenger RNA. The record is from RefSeq and is a predicted model, not a curated record. NCBI's taxonomy places the organism in Eukaryota, Metazoa, Chordata, Aves, Passeriformes, Sturnidae.
AUGUUUCUCACACUGAUAAUGCGGAGACCUGGAGCUUUGUGUUUUACUUCAUGGAUCACAGCAGGAGCUGGAGUUCUGUGUUUAACCUUCUUCCAGCCAGCAGACUCUGGGUCGGACUGUGAGCUUGGCGAGAGGUGUGUUGGGCAGAGCGAUGAAAACUUUAGCAGCUGGUAUGUGUGGUUCCUGGUGUUGUUUUUCCUGGCCGUGCUCCUGUCCUGCGGGAUGUGCUGCUGCCUGCAGUGCUGGCUGAAGCGGCGGAGCUGCCUCCCCCGAAGCACCAUGGCUGUCUUUGCCCUCAGCAGCUCGGAUGCUUUUUGUGCUACUGAAGCAGCUCCGUGCCCAUUCUCUGGAUCCCUGAACCCCUGCAUGGCUGCAGAGAUUUCCUCUUCUCCUGCCCCGUGCUUCAGCCUUGGGGAAACUGAAUUGCCUCCGUCUUAUGAGGAUGUUAUGAAGGAAAACAAGCUCUAG